GCUUGACCAAGUGCAUGCUGACAUAUCAGCAAUAAUCCUCUCCUUCUGCCCUGAAAUGCUUGAAGCAUACUUGCACCAGAGAGUACCAUCAGUCCCAUCUCAACCGGAAUUCACCAAGUGUAUUGUCCACCCAUAUUUGUGGAAAGAGUCAUUUGACCCAGCACCUCAAGGCGACGGAGCUGCAGAAGGUGAAGUUUCCAAUGACAGUGGACAACUGCUACCAUCAGAGGAUGAAGAAGAACAAUGUUGUCUUCAGCCACCAAAGAAAAAGAAUCGUCCCAACAGAAAAUUAAUCAAGUGUCCUGCUUGUGACAAACCCUAUAAAGGUGGGCAAAAACAGAGACUUCUUGAUCAUGUCAUUAGCCACAAAGACAUGACAGCGGAACAAAAUGAGCAAGUGCAAGCAGCCCUAGUAGUACUAUUCCCUGAAAGAGGAAACAAACUUCCCAAAAAACAGUGUGUCGUAUGUGGCAAAUUUGUUGCCAACAUGGCAGCUCAUAAGAAAUCCAAGGCGUGCAUCCCUAGGCAGUAGAUUUGUGCUUGAUUACUCAAAACCAGCUAUUUCUGUGAGGCAAAUUGUUUAUUUCUUAUGACAUAUUUCUCAGUUAUGGAACUGCUCCUUAAAAUAUCAACAGUGCUUAUCAU
Molecule: messenger RNA, 645 nt
Organism: Frankliniella occidentalis (western flower thrips)
Lineage: Eukaryota; Metazoa; Arthropoda; Insecta; Thysanoptera; Thripidae
Source: RefSeq, a predicted model, not a curated record